UAACCACAACUCUCUCCUCCUGGUCCGGGCAUGCUAGAAAAUGCAACGAAACAGCCAAGUCCUAUUGUGUCAAUGGUGGGGUAUGCUACUACAUCGAGGGGAUUAAUCAGCUGUCUUGCAAGUGUCCGAUCGAAUUCACAGGAGACCGGUGUCAGCAUUUCGCAAUGGUCAGCUUCUCCAAGCAUCUUGGAUUUGAAUUAAAGGAAGCAGAAGAGCUCUACCAGAAGAGAGUUUUAACCAUCACGGGAAUCUGUGUUGCCUUGCUUGUGGUGGGCAUCGUCUGUGUGGUAGCUUACUGUAAAACCAAGAAACAAAGAAAACAAAUGCAUAAUCAUUUACGUCAGAACAUGUGCCCUGCCCAUCAGAACAGGAGCCUUGCGAACGGGCCAAGCCAUCCACGUUUGGAUCCUGAGGAAAUCCAAAUGGCCGAUUAUAUUUCUAAGAAUGUUUCUGCCACUGAACAUGUGAUCCGAAGGGAAACAGAGACGACCUUUUCAGGAAGUCACUCCUGCUCCCCAUCUCAUCACUGCUCCACAGCCACUCCAACAUCCAGCCAGAGACAUGAAAGCCACACCUGGAGCUUGGAGCGGACGGAGAGCCUGACUUCAGAUUCCCAGUCUGGGAUAAUGCUAUCCUCAGUGGGAACCAGUAAAUGCAACAGCCCUGCAUGCGUGGAGGCACGGGCUCGCCGUGGGGCUGCCUUCUGCAUCGAGGACUCACGGAGGCCCAUGACACAGUAUCGUGACUCGGUGGAUUCUCUGCGGGACUCACCGCACAGCGAGAGGUACGUAUCGGCUCUGACCACACCAGCACGCCUGUCGCCUGUCGACUUCCACUACUCAAUGGCCACGCAGGGGCCCACCUUCGAGAUCACCUCCCCCAACUCUGCGCAUGCCGUGUCCCUGCCGCCGGCAGCCCCCAUCAGCUUCCGGGUGGAGGAACAGCAGCCCCUCCUGCGGCGCUACCAGCUCCCCUUCCAGGACACACAGAGGUAUGACAGCUACUACCAAAGGAAGACCUACCUAAACGACAGCAUGGGGAGCCUGCCCUCCAGCCCCUUCCGCAUCACGGAGGACGAUGAGUACGAGACAACGCAGGAGUACGUCACAGCACUAGAGCAGCCAAAGAAAACAGCCAGCAGCAACAGGCGGUGGAAAAAAUCCAAACUGAACGGGCACGUCCCUCACAGAGCCAGAGCCGUCAGGGAGUCCUUCUCCUUGA
Messenger RNA from Pelecanus crispus (Dalmatian pelican), 1221 nucleotides. The record is from RefSeq and is a predicted model, not a curated record. Lineage: Eukaryota; Metazoa; Chordata; Aves; Pelecaniformes; Pelecanidae.